AUGAAUCAGUGUGCAGCGUCGGUGAAAGGCAAUGAUAAUGAAUCAGAAGUGGAAGUCAUUGGCGAUGAAAUCAAGAAAAUUUCUUUCGAUAAUGAUCAUAAAAAAAUAAAACAUGUUUGUAUUCUAAAUGUUCAUCCAAAUUAUACGAUUGAAGCUGUUCAUGGAAAUCAUUUAAAAAUCUCUCCUACUAAAGAAAAUGAACAGGUUGCAUUGUUUUAUCCACAUGAUGCUGAACAAGUAUUGAAGGAAUUAGAUCAAAAUAUAAUUGUUCAAACGGUUAAUCUAACACCAAAUGUCAGACAAAGCAUAGCAACUAUUCGUCGAUUGAAACAUCAAAUUGAUAUAUUUAUUAAUUUAUACGAUAAUGCAGAUGGUGCAGGAAUAAAAAUUGUAGACUACAUGCAAAAUCAAGGGAUUGCAUUCACUGGAGCUGGUACACAUUUUUAUGAUCCAACGCGAAUUGAAUUAAAGCAAUUAUGUCGAUAUUGUCGAUUGUCAACACCAAAAUUUGCAUUAAUGACUGAUCCAAAAAGUUAUGAUGAUGAUUCUUUAGCUAAUUUAUCAAAAACAUUGGGUGAUUUUCCAUUAUUUAUUAAACCUGAACAUGGUUACGAUAGCGUUGGUAUUAAUGAAAAAUCAUUAAUUUUUAAUCUGACAGAUUUAAAAGAAUGUUGUACAAGAAUCGUCGAUGAAUUUGGAGGUGCUCUAAUUGAAAAAUAUAUAGAAGGACGUGAAUUUACUGUCCUGGUUGCUGGUAGCAAAGACAAUAUUCAUGUUUUUCCUCCUGUCGAGUAUCGUUUUCUUGCCAAUAAAACAUUUAUCACAUUCGACGAUAAAUGGGGUCAAAAUUACACUGACUUACAUUGGUGUUUAUUAAAUAAAACAAAUGAACAAGAAGAACAACUAAUUGAUGAUUUAAUAUUAUUAGCUAGACAAUUGUAUGAAUCAUUCGAUGGUGAUGGAUAUGCGCGUAUUGAUAUACGACAAGACAAUAAAACAAAAGAAUUAUUCAUACUAGAUUGUAAUCCAAAUUGUAGUCUAUUCUACAAAGAUUUAUGUUCUGCUGAUGCAAUUAUAGAAUUAAGCGGAUGGCCAAAAGUUAAAUUUAUGAAAUUUCUAUUUGAACAAGCUUUAGAACCUCAACGACGAUACUAUUUGACACAUUCAUAUACAAUUAAAUAUUUACCACAAAGUGGUGUUGCAAUGUAUGCAUCAAGAAAUUUGUUUCAAGAUGAUUUAGUUUAUUCGCAAGAAAAUACUUCAUUAAAAUUAGUAACGAAACAAUUUGCUGAACAAACAUUCAGUAAAACCGAACUUAUGUGGUUCAAUCAUUAUGCAUGGCCAAUUUGUGACAAUGUUUUUAUUCUUUGGCAUGAAGAUAGUCGGAAAUGGACACCAAUCAAUCAUUCAUGUGAUCCAAACGUAUGGAUUAACGGCUUAGAUUGUAUUGCAAGAAGAUAUAUACCUUUAGGAGAAGAAUUAACAAUUGAUUAUGCAACAUAUCUGACCACGAUACCAAGCUUCCAAUGUUGGUGUGGUACAUCUAUAUGUCGUGGUCAAAUAAAAUCUGAUGCGUAUAAAGAAAAGUGGUUUCAAGAUCGUUACGGUUCUCAUAUGUCUGCUACAAAUUAUAGUAAUGAUAGUGACAUUCCAUUUGAAUUUGAAACUUAUGAAGAAUUCAAAAGUGCACGACUCAAAUUGAACUAUGAAAAUACACUUAAAUUGUGGUAUUCUCUACCACCGGGAUUGCCAACCAUUAAUAAUCCACUUGCCAAACGCUACACACCACACGAACAACAGACUCGCAUAAAAAAUAUAAAAUCUUUUGUUUCCUAUGCUAACUUGUUCAGACGAACGUUUCGCAAAAAGAAAGUUCGUGCCAAAGGAUUUGGUCUAUGGAAUGAUAUGUUCAAUGUACCUCCAGUAAACACUGCUGUUCUCUAUGGAAUUUAUCAAUCACUCGGUCGUAUUACUAAUGAGUUUCUUGAAAAGGGAAAACGAUAUGAUCCAACAAUAGAUGAUGAUGAACUCUUCAAAGCAGGUCGUACUGUUUGGUUUAUGAUUGCUUUUCAAACACAAAUGAAUCUAUCAUUGUCUCUUACGGAUUCGAUAUUCGGCUACAAUAUGCUCUAUCCAUAUACAGAUGAUUUGGUCGAUUGUAAUGAUGUAUCUCGAGAAGCUAAAAAAGAUUUUGCACGAAUAUUUCAUGAACGACUACUUAUUGGUGCAUCAAAUUAUGAUCCAAAAUCGCAUUUCAAUGGACAACAAUCGAAUGUGACCUUAUUAAAAUUGCCACCAUCAUUACAACCUUAUGCUGAUCGUGUUGGAAAAAUAUUUGAUAUGGUCAAAUUCAUUGAAAAUGAUUGGACACGUAAUGAACAUCAAGGUGUUUAUAUGGGUUUGGUUACUAUUCAUGAAUCUCAAAUGAAAUCAACAUUGCAACAUGCUCAACCCGACAAUGGAUAUAUACCGACAAUGGCACAAAUUGAACAAAUUAGCGCCGAAAAAGGUGGUGCAUCAUUGAUUGCUGCUGUAUUUCUUAUCGAAGGACGAUUAACACGAGCAAAAAUGGCCUAUUUAGAAUAUUUGGGCUUUGGCUUACAGAUGCUCGAUGAUCUUCAGGAUGUGGAAGAAGACAUGAAGAAUAAUCAUCGAACUAUUUUCACUCAAUCAUUGGCUGAUGGUCAAACAUUGGAUGCACCUACGGCUCGUCUCAUUCAAUAUUGUUAUUAUGCACCGGCUUUUGAAAAAUUUUCUGAUGAUCAUCGUACAGUAUCAGAUGCACAAAGUGGUGAAACAUUGGCUCAUUAUGUUCGUGCUUCGAUGAUGAUGUUUUCGGUGUUGCUCAUUUUAGAAGCUGUUUCUCGACUACAACAAUACUAUUCUGAAGAAUUCUAUCGUGAAAUAUCAACAUUCAGUCCAUUGCCAUUUGAUGUUCUUAAAAUGGCUCGUGUUGAAAAAAUAUUUUGGACCGUUGUGCGAGAUCAGUCGUUCUAA
Rotaria sordida is the source of this 2997-nucleotide messenger RNA. The record is from the annotation of a GenBank genome assembly. NCBI's taxonomy places the organism in Eukaryota, Metazoa, Rotifera, Eurotatoria, Philodinida, Philodinidae.